Molecule: messenger RNA, 7273 nt
Organism: Cottoperca gobio
Lineage: Eukaryota; Metazoa; Chordata; Actinopteri; Perciformes; Bovichtidae
Gene: prdm2b
Product: PR domain containing 2, with ZNF domain b
Exons: 8
Coding region: 287-5602 (1771 amino acids)
Biological process (GO): regulation of transcription by RNA polymerase II
Cellular component (GO): nucleus
Molecular function (GO): RNA polymerase II cis-regulatory region sequence-specific DNA binding; histone methyltransferase activity; protein binding
Source: RefSeq, a predicted model, not a curated record
UGGCAUGGUUUCAUAUUCAGGAUGCAUUGUGGACAGGGCUGGAGCCACUGCCUGCAGGAGAGGACACCGGGGAGCCUUGUCGUCUACAAAAACCCUCCUCUGCUGAACAUUAUUGCCCCAUCGCUGUGAGAGUGUGCACGGGUCUGACAGGCUGCCUCUCCCCCAACUACACCACGAGCCGAGUUACAGAAGAUGCUUUCGAUUCAUACCUCCAUCCGCCAUUUUCAGCAGACUGACAGCAGGUAGAGCACAAAAAUCACAAAUCCCCGGUCACAUAAAGCAGAUCAUGGCUUUUAAUGGAGGGACAGUGGAACGUCUGGAUGAAAUUCCAGCUCAUAUGUGGAAGGGUUUGCCUGACUGUUUGCGUCUCGGACCUUCUGCUAUAGAUCAAAGCCGCGUCGGUGUCUGGGCCACUCAGGUGAUCCCUAAGGGCAAGAGGUUCGGCCCAUUUGUUGGAGAGAAGAAAAAAAGGUCCCAGGUGACCAGUAAUGUAUACAUGUGGGAGGUUUAUUUCCCGUCGCGGGGCUGGAUGUGUGUUGACGCAACAGACCCCUUAAAGGGGAACUGGCUGCGAUAUGUGAACUGGGCACGCUCCAGUGAAGAGCAGAAUCUUUUCCCCCUGGAGAUCAACAGAGCCAUUUACUACAAAGUUUUACAGACAGAUAAGAUGCACAGUGGCCCAAAUAUCCCCCUUUGCCUCUCAGCAAGCCGGGCUGUGAUUGGUGGCCGACCUCAUCUCUCAUUGUUGCAGCCUAUCGGGCCGGGAGAGGAGCUGCUGGUGUGGUACACUGUGGAAGACAACCCCGAGAUAACAGCUGCACUGGAGGAAGAAAGAGCCAGCAGUCUGAGCAGGAAAAAUUCACCCAGGUCGAAGCGAGCCAGAAGAAAGCUGCUGGAGAGAGCCAGACAGGCUGGUCUGGGUGGAUACAAGAAAACAAGCGCAACCAAACCUACUGUCAAGGAGAUGUGGAAUGAGGAAGAAGAUCUGAAGGAGGAGGAUGAGAGGCCAUCAACCUUAGAGCCUUCACAGGAACUCCAGGAAAUCCAUCCUAUGGGAAGCACUGACCAUAGGGAUGUGGUGGACAUGUCAGCAGUGAUGACGGACAGGGGAAAUGCGGAGGAGGAAGAAGAAGGAGACGAAGAAGAAGACGAGGAGGAGGAUGCCGCUGCUGUUGAUGAUGAUUUGGAGGAAUUGAGUGAAGUACAGCAGCAAACGGCUCAGCAUUCACGUGCUGCUGAUUCCAUGCAGAAUAAGCCACCUGGCUCAUUGCUUACCUGUGUUGAAGAAAGCCAUAAUGAUUUGCAGGGAAAGUUGGACUCUUCUUCGCUUGCAGGGCAAGAACCAGAGGCGGAUCCUGAUCUUGACCUUGACCCCGACCCUGAUGGCGACCUUGGGGGUGAAUCGUAUCCCUGUCAGCACUGUGAGCGCCACUUCUCCACCAGACAGGGUCUGGAACGUCACAUACACAUUCAUGCUAUCACUAACCAGCAAACACAACUGUUCAAGUGCAGGUACUGCAGUAAGUCCUUUGGCUCACAGGUGGGGCGGCGGCGGCAUGAGAGAAGGCAUGAGAGUGGGCUGAAGAAACGGCCUGGCUCUCUGGCAGGAACUGCCAGUCUACUCAGUCCUGUGAUGCAGACCGAUGGAUCAAGUCCCGACUGCACCAGCCCAACGAGUCACUAUAUAGCCAUAGGGUCCCAGUUUACUGGAGGACCUCUGCACAACUCUGAAAUGCAGAGAAAGGAGUCGGGGCCUUAUGCUGACCGUCCCUUUGUACUAGAUGAAAAUGGGGAGUCAAAGGAACUCCAUCCCUGCAAGUAUUGUAAUAAAGCAUUUGGCACACACACCAACAUGCGUCGACACCAACGCAGAAUACAUGAACGGCACUUGUUACCGAAGGGAGUUCGCAGGAAAGGCAUGCUGAUGCAAGAGGCAUCGGUGCAGAAACAGCAGCAGCCUGAUGAGUCCCCCAGCACCAGCCCUCCGACUGUCUACGUGCCCAGUGCUGACACAGAAGAUGAGGUAGACAGGGACGAUUACGCAGUUGACAUAUCCAAAAACAUCUCUGAGAAUUUGAGCUUCUACAUUGACGGCAAGAUUGUGUCCACCAGUUCAGUGAGCAGCUGUGAGGUUAUAGAGGUGGACUCCAGAUCUGCAGCUUUGUUUGGUCUGGACACCGUCAUCAUCAGCCCAGAUCAAAUCAGUCAGGCGCUAAAGGCGGAGGGUAGAACAAGUGCUCCAACAAAACUCUCCAACAUUGGCCAGCCAGCAGUAAAAAGAAGAACAUCUACACCCCCAUUUGUUCCCAGCCUUAAAGUGGAGACCGAAUCAGCGACUUUCACAGCCUCUUCAUCGUCCUCAUCAUCCUCUACAUCGUCCUCAUCUAACUUGUUAGUGGGUGGCCUUUUCCAACAAGCUGCCGAUUCAUCAGCAUUUCAACGAGAGAAAACGGUGUAUCUCUCACCUAAGCUUAAACAGCUCCUUCAGACACAAGACAUUCAUAAAUCAACCAUUGCCCUGAUAACAGAAAGCCAUCGGCUGGCCUCCCCGCUGUCGGUCACGCCGCUGCCAGGGGUUUCCGGCAGGUUUAAAAGAAGAACAUCCUCUCCCCCGUCAUCUCCACAACUCAGUCCUGCAUGUAAAACGGAGAGUAAAGCCGAGGUGGUGAGCUCAUUCGCCCUCAAGGUGCCAAAGCUGGAAAGCCGCAGUGCAUCACCUCCUGGGAGCCUGCUGGAUAAGGAAGAUGGAGACAGCCUGAGCCUCUCUGAAAAUAAUAUGCACGGCCAGACCUCAUCUAGUAGCGGUGGAAAUUCCUGUAAUCAGCAGCCCUUGGAUCUGUCAAAUUUUGUCAAUAGGAGGAGGGACAGCUUGAACAAGGUGCUUGGGGAUUCAGCUCUUGAUUUAAGCUUCCAUCGGAAGAGUAAUGCAGAGCCCGAAUUAAAGGGAGGUCCAGCUCCACAACCACUGAUAAAAAAGAGAAAGCCUAACACCAGCAUGCUUGAAAAGGUGCUGAUGAAUGAGUAUUUAGGUCUGCCUUUGCCAGCAGAGGAGGGCCCUUCUGCCAUAGCAAACUUAAGUUGUUUCCAUUCUCUCUCUCCAAACGUUGCGACAGAGUCUGCCCACCCCUCUCCACCCUCUUUGACCCCUGUCACCAUGAACCCCUCUUCCCCGGGUAACUCCAGUAUGACCUCUCCAACACCGCCCCCCCCUCUACUACCUACCAUACCUUCUCCGCCGGCUAUGCCUAGCUCGCCUCUUUCUCAGCUGUCAGAUUCCUCUGCACUGAGACCUCUUCCUGUCCUCUCGCCAAACAUGUCUCCAAGAUCAGUUGAACACAAUUCCCUGUCUGACUCGGAGGAGGAUUUGUUUGCUGAAGAAAACGAAGUUGAGGAAGAGAACCAUAUCACUGAGCCACUGGACUCCCCGAACACUCCGCUUAAAGAUCCCCUUAAUAGUUCAUCCACAUCAAGCCCUCCUGAGACGACUUCGGAAGAUCUGCCCACUACAGAAGAUCUGCCCACUACGAAAGAGCUGCCCGCUACGGAAGAAGAUGUUUCUCUGACUGCAACUUGCGACAGUCUACUAAAUAACAAAAUGAACCAAAACCUAGACUCUGUAACAGAAAAAUCUCUUGCUGCUCUCUCACCCUUGCCAGAGUCGUCAUCUCCCUCAUCAUGUCCUCCUCCUGCAAUACAUUAUCCAACCCCAUCACAGUCCUUCCCUCAGAUUAAGAUAAAAGAAGAGCCUCAGCACUGCAUAGAUGAGCUGCCAGUUAUGAAUCAUGCACCUCAGGAAGGCGUGAACUCUUCACCUCAGCCUGCUGCUCCUGAUAAAGUGUCUGAUAAAACCUCUGAGGAAGUCGACUCGACAUACUGCAAGACUUUUGUGUGUAAUGUCUGCGAGGAGCCGUUCAACUCCAUCAAAGAGCUCAGUGGACAUAUCACCGAGCACGCUGCAGAUUGGCCCUUCAAGUGUGAAUUCUGUGUGCAGCUGUUUGGUGAAGCCCCAGCCCUGCUCGCUCACCGUUCAACACUACACGGAGUGGGCAGGAUCUUUGUGUGCUCCGUUUGUUCCAAGGAGUUUGCAUUUCUCUGUAACCUCCAGCAGCACCAAAAGGAUCUGCAUCCAAGCGAGACAUGUUCACACACCUCUGUAGAGAGUGGCAAGCUUAGGCCACAAAACUACACCGAUCCAUCCAGAGCCAAAGAGGAAAGCAGUCCCUCUACACCAGCACCAGAGACGACUGAUGAAGCUGCUCCACACAGUGACACUGACUUGACAAAAGAAGAGCCUGAUGUUAAUGGUAAUCAUGCAGAGGACGGGGCCGAGGACCCCAAUGAGGAGCUGUACACUACAAUAAAGAUCAUGGCCUCAGAAGGAGGGAAGCCUAAAGGCCCGGAUGUUCGACUUGGCAUUAACCAACACUACCCCAGUUAUAAACCACCCCCAUUUCCUUAUCAUAGCCGUUCCCAUGCAGGCUCUGUGGCCUCGGCGACAAACUUCACCACCCACAACAUACCACAAACUUUCAGCACUGCCAUACGCUGCACCAAGUGUGGCAACAGCUUUGACAACAUGCCCGAACUGCACAAGCACAUUUUGGCCUGUGCCACUGCUAGUGAUAAGAAGCGUUACACUCCCAAGAAAAACCCCAUCCCCCUCAAGCAAAUAGUGAAGAGUCCGAACGGAGUCGUGUCGCCCUCAGCAGCCAUCGCAGGCCUGAGUCCUUUUCGUAGAAUGGGUCAGCCAAAGAGACUUAACUUUAAUCAAGAUACUGCUAAAACAAAAAUGAGUGCCCUCAGUAAGAAGAAAAACCAGCUGGUCCAGAAGGCAAUUUCACAUAAAAAUAAAGCUGCCACUACGGCAAAGAAGGCUAUUGUUAAAGUUGAAGAAGAGCAGGCCUCUAACGUUUGCCCUCACUGCAGUCGGGAGUUUACUUAUCCUGCAAGCCUCAGCAAACAUAUGGCAGUCAGCUGUCCCAUGAAGCCUGUUGUUAAAAGGGGCAGAAAAAGUCUAGCAGAGGUGAAGAAAGAGCCAAUGUCUGUGCUAGAUAAAAACAUGAAUCUUAGAAAGAAAGCUUCGGACUGUGAAAUACCGCAGACGGAGCCGGAGCCUAAACCCUUGGGAAAGACCAGAGCUCGUAGCUCUGUUGCAGCAGACCCUGAACCCUCCCAGGCAAGCAAAGGAAAACCUGCUGCUGCGCUGGGCAAACUAAAGAGGCCUGCCUCAUUCCCAGUACCAGUUUCUGCUAGGAAGAAAUCAAAAAAGAGUCGAGCUCAGUCUCUACCUCCCACCCCGUCUGCCCCGGACACUCCCAGCGACACUGCACAACGGCCAGCCAUGAGAAUGCAACGUAUGGGUAAAGAGGCAGCACCCAAGAGAUUAGCAGAGGCCAAAUCACCACCACCACCACCACCACCACCACCACCACAACAACAGCUGAAGAAGGAGGAGCGCUUCUCCCUUCGAACGAGGGAGAGAGUAGGUGGUCCAGUCACCAGGAGCUUACAAAUGGUCAACGCAGCUCCUUCUGCUGAGGUGAAAGCAGAAGAAACACCAAUUCAAGAGCCAAAAGAGACUCAGGAGGUGCUGAUGAAGUGAGUCCUGCGGACACUGUUGAGCUCUUCCUGGGUGCACGGUGCUCACCUCUCAGGCAACACUCUGGACUAAUCAAGGCACUGACAGCACUGAGGUCGACCUCAGUGUUGGGCUUAUUCACUCAAAGCAAGUGAAGUCUGCUUCUCUCAACUGCCUUUGCUGGAUUUAAGGAGGGAACUCUCUUUAUCUUCCAUCUAUCUUAUAAACUGAACUGAGCCUCGAUUUUAGCCAGCCUUGCAAAAAAAAAGGAAAAAGAAACUGUAAAUGACAAUGAGUUAAUAUAUACAAUACGAGUCAUUACUUGACCCAAAACAGUAAAAUUAGGGCUCCGUUAUGUUGGAAAGCUGAUAUAUUGCAAAUGGCAAUCAUGUAUCAGUUAGGGUGUGGGGAACUUGUUUAUUCUUUCGUUCUGUAUUUUCCCCAUUUGGUUGUUUUAGAUUUUUGGAUGUUUCCAGAGUCUCCUAAUGCAUGUGCAGAAUAGAGUAUAAACUAGAUUAAGCCAAUUUCCAUGUCUCUCCCAACAGGCACCUACGUCAGUUUAUACAUGAUUUGCAAAGUAUGUUUGAUUUAAAUUUCUGUAGUCAUUAUAUGUAGAAUAUAUCUUAUUGGCAUAUUUUUGUUUGGGAAACAAAUGAAAAUGGCAGUUGUUUACUGCAACAAUUGGUCCUCAGGAACACUGUAUAUGUGUGGUAAGUAUGUGUAUGGUUAUAGUUGGAUGUGCGGCCUGACAGCUAUUCCUUUGGAUAAAUCUCAAGUAUGUCUCAUGUUUUUACUUGCCUUCUCAUACUCUUUAUCUGACGUUGGCAGUUAAUUCCAGUUGUGAAAUGAUGGGAAUUGUGUUGUAGUCUCCUUAAAAUGUCAGUCUUGAAAUUCAUUUUUAAUAUCACUCAUUCAGCCCAGUGUUUCUCACAGCACUUUAAAACAAACUGCCAAAAUUUCUAGCUGGAUCAGUAAGAUUGGCUUAAUUAACCGUGAAUAAUGGAAUGUAUACAGGUCUGUUGCACUUUGCAGACGCUGGUAAUUUGCACACAAUUGGUGCAAAUCAUUAAUCUAAUCUCAAAAUCAAAAAAUUUCUGCCAACAAAUCUCAAAAUUUGAUGCUCCCGUUAAUCAAUUUGACAGAUAAAAAUGACACAUGAACCAACUUUUGUAUGCCAAAUGCAUGCUAAUGACUCAAAUCCUCAAAGAAGAUGAAUGCAGCCGUGUUCUUUUGUCCGUUAUAAGUGGACGUGUGAAAAGUUCAUUCAUGUGUCGUUUUUUUCUUUCAAGAGCCAUGUCACAGUAACGUAACUGAACUUUCCUUUUCCUUUUUAAGGACAAAGUUUUCUUUAUUUCUUUGAGUUGAUUUAUUUGGUAAGUCUGUACCAAUGGAAAGCUUCUUAUUUUUGAGUUUAUAUUCUCCAGUGCUCACCCCAAUUUCUCACUCUUGACCAUAUUCAGUUGUACCACAGAGAUAGCAGACACACAGGCAGUGCUGAAACGCUUGUAGCAUGUUAUGGAAAAGUAAAUUGAACAAUAUGAUUUGAAGCUAAUUUAUAUUUCCACGAGAAAUCUUCAAGUUUGCCUUUCAGCAUCAAGAUUAUGUAUUUAAGGAUGAACAAAGACAAAAAUCCCGAAUGACCUCAAGUAAAACAUUGCUGUAAUUGACAUAAUAAAAAAAAGUUUUUCAAUUUUG